Molecule: messenger RNA, 1780 nt
Organism: Oryzias melastigma (Indian medaka)
Lineage: Eukaryota; Metazoa; Chordata; Actinopteri; Beloniformes; Adrianichthyidae
Gene: mcrs1
Product: microspherule protein 1
Exons: 14
Coding region: 252-1637 (461 amino acids)
Biological process (GO): positive regulation of transcription by RNA polymerase II
Cellular component (GO): MLL1 complex; NSL complex; Ino80 complex
Molecular function (GO): protein binding; G-quadruplex RNA binding
Source: RefSeq, a predicted model, not a curated record
CAGUCCAGCAGAGGGCGCUAGAGGCUCAACCCUCAGUUUGACCUCAGAGUAGCAGGAAACAGCAGUAGAGCUAAGCUAAUGCUAAUAAGCUAAACAUUAAAUGCUCGUGUUAGAUAUGUUACUUAAACAAACACACCUGCCAAAAUACGUAUAAUCAGGCUAAAUUUUUUAUCUAAUUGCUGGUCAUACGACGCAACGACUAUAGCGGAGUAAAGCUGAUUCCAAACCUGCUUCUUUACGCUGAUGAAGAGAUGCAGUCUGGUGACUCUACUGGUGCAUCUGUGGGAGUAUCUGGAGUUCAGAGUCGGUCAGAAGAUGAAGAGUCACUUGGGGUAAAAGAUGUGAAGAGACCGUCAGCACAAUCUUUUGGUAGCGGAGUCCCCAAACGGAGAAGCUCGUCCAGGUCGAUAAAGAGAAAGAAGUUUGAUGAUGAGCUUGUGGAGAGCAGCCUCGUGAAGUCGUCCAGUAGAGUCAAAGGUCCUCCUCUCAUAGAACCUGUUCGGUGUUUGGGAAGUGAGCUUUCAUCUAGUGAGAAAAAAAAGGUGACAAAAUCUGGAACUCCUCUUACAAUGGUACUAAACCCUCCACCCAUGGCCAAAAGAGUAAAGAAAAGCAAGCAGCCUUUACAUAUUACCAAAGAUCUGGGACGAUGGAAACCCACAGAUGACCUACUUCUAAUUAAUGCUGUAUUACAGACUACAGACUUAACCUCUGUUCAUCUGGGGGUCAAGUUCAGUUGUCGCUUCACGUUGCUUGAAAUUAAAGAGAGGUGGUACGCUUUGCUGUACGAUCCUGUCAUCUCAAAGCUAGCGUGGCAGGCCAUGCGACAGCUUCAUCCGGAGGCAAUCGCCGCAAUCCAAAGCAAAGCUCUCUUCAGUCAGGCUGAGCAGGCAUUGCUGGCUAAGAUUGGAUCAACCAGUCAACCCAAACUGGAAGUGUUUCAGGAGCUUCUAAAUAAACACCCUGCAGUCUUUCACCCUUACCGCACACCCAAGAGCCUGCUGGUUCACUGGCAGCUCCUGAAGCAGUACUACCUACUGGAUGACCAAAGUGUACAGCCCCUCCCUAAAGGCGAUCAGGUCCUCAACUUUUCUGAUGCUGAACAGAUGGUCGAUGAUGUCAAGUUAAAGGAAAGCAGAGAUGAAGUCUUAGAACACGAACUGAUGAUUUCAGAUCGUCACCAGAAAAAGGAAAUCAGACAGUUGGAGCAGGAGCUUCCUCGAUGGCAGGUCCUCGUGGACAGUAUCACAGGGAUGAGCAUGCCAGACUUUGACAACCAGACUCUAGCAGCACUACGAGGCAGAAUGGUGCGCUACCUGAUGAGAUCACGAGAGAUUACACUGGGGAGAGCAACCAAGGACAAACAGGUGGAUGUAGAUCUGUCGCUGGAGGGACCUGCAUGGAAAAUAUCAAGAAAACAAGGAAUCAUAAAGCUGAAGAAUAACGGAGACUUCUUCAUCGCCAACGAAGGCAGACGGCCCAUCUACAUCGACGGGAGACCGGUCCUGUCGGGCAACAAGUGGAAGCUAAAUAACAACUCGGUGGUAGAGAUCGCGAGUCUCCGCUUUGUGUUCCUCAUAAAUCUGGAGCUCAUAUCCCUCAUCAAAGCUGAAGCCGCCAAGAUGACACAGCAGUGAAGGUCAGCCGACCUGUGGACGCCGUUUGGGGAUGUGGCUGCACCUCUUCUCCUGACAGACAGCCCGACGGGGGGUCCAGUGUUAACCUCUUCUGCUCAGUGUGUGAAUACUUCAUGUUGUAACUAAACAUUCUCACAGUAGAA